Molecule: messenger RNA, 858 nt
Organism: Humulus lupulus (European hop)
Lineage: Eukaryota; Viridiplantae; Streptophyta; Magnoliopsida; Rosales; Cannabaceae
Exons: 2
Coding region: 1-858 (285 amino acids)
Source: RefSeq, a predicted model, not a curated record
AUGGAAUUUGCGUACAAUAAUAGUUAUCAAACAACCAUUGCAAUGGCCCUAUACGAGAUGCUUUAUGGCAAGAAGUGUCACUCACCCUUGUAUUGGGAUGAGAUAGGAGAGAGGCGACUAGCUGGGCCAGAACUAGUGGUUGAGGCUAUAGGUGCUAUAGAAAGGAUAAGGAAGCAUAUGCUCAUAGCUCAGAGUAGACAACAAAGUUAUGCCAAUGCCAAAAGGUGGGACAUCGAGUUCGAGGUGGGACACAAGGUUUUCUGGAAAGUCUCGCCAACAAAAGGUGUCAAGAGGUUUGGGAAAAAGGAGAAAUUAAGCCCGAGAUAUGUAGGUCCUUUUGAGAUUAUCGAGAGGAUAGGACCAGUGGCUUACUGCUUAGCUCUACCUCCUGCAUUGGCCAAUACCCAUAAUGUGUUUCAUACUUCCAUGCUCAGAAAAUAUGUGUGUGAUCAGUCCCACACGCUUAGUUAUGAACCGCUGGAGCUACAACCGGACUUAAGUUAUGAAGUUAAACCAGUUAAAAUACUGGAACGAGGAAUCAAAGAAUUGAGAACUAAAAAGAUACCCCUAGUUAAAGUCCUGUGGAGCAACAAUGCAGUUGAAGAGGCUACUUGGGAACUAGAGGGUGACACACGCGAGAAGUACCCCGAGAUAUUUGGGUUAAAUUUCGAGGACGAAAUUCUUUUAAGGAAGGGUGUUGGAAAUGGUGGUUGUCGUGCGUGGCUUUGUUGGUCACGGGUGGAGGUCGGUGGUGGUGAUGGUGGUUCUAGUGGUGGCCGAAGUUGUGAGCAUGGUGGUAUAGGGAGUGAGUUCGUGGCUACCAUGGUGAGAAACCUUGGUUCGAGUGGCCAUGAAUGA